Messenger RNA from Camelina sativa (false flax), 847 nucleotides. Its product is annotated as putative F-box protein At4g05475. The record is from RefSeq and is a predicted model, not a curated record. Gene Ontology annotation, molecular function: protein binding. NCBI's taxonomy places the organism in Eukaryota, Viridiplantae, Streptophyta, Magnoliopsida, Brassicales, Brassicaceae.
CCUAGUCCGACUUGGUGCAGUUGAGAUACUUGAAAACGCUAAGAAGGUGUGCACAUCGUGGCGACGCAUCUGUAAAGACCCUUCGAUGUGGCAAAAAAUCGACUUGCGAGAGCUGGGAAGCCGCGGAUUGGACGAUUUGGCUUUGGAUAGAUUGUGCCGUCACGCUGUUGAUCUCAGCCAGGGCGGCUUGCUUGAGAUCGACAUUGAGCACUUUGCGACCGAUUCUCUCCUCACCUACAUCGCCGAGAGAUCAAGUAAUCUGAAAAGUCUUGGACUUCGAGUAUACCAGGGAUAUGUGACGAACAAAGUACUUGUGGACGCAAUCGCAAAAUUUCCAUUGCUUGAAACCUUCGAGGUCUCACACUCAUCGCUUAAACUGAAUCUGAAAGCUAUAGGACAGGCUUGCCCGCAGCUAAAGACAUUGAAGCUAAACUCCUCAGGGUCAGGGUUUUGUGGGUUAGAUGAGUUAGGUUACAGGUCCGUUCGCGUCAAGUGUGAUGAUGAGUAUGCCCUAGCAAUCGCUGAAAGCAUGCCCAAACUACGCCACCUCCAGCUUCUUGGGGACAGGUUAACUGACACUGGCUUGAACGCCAUUCUUGACGGCUGUCCUAACCUGGAACACCUCGAUUUACGCAAGUGUUUCAACAUUAAACUUGCCGGAAAUCUUGAGAAGAAGUGUUUGGAGAGGAUCAAAGAGUUCAGAAGCCCGAAUGACCCAACUGUUGAUUACCCAUUCGAUAUCGUUUUUGUCAAUUCUGAUUCAGAUGAAGACUAUUCAGAUGAGGAGGGGAACAUUGACGCCUACUACGACUUAGCAGGCACCUAUAUAGGUAUUGAAUCUCUCUGA